Molecule: messenger RNA, 6378 nt
Organism: Wasmannia auropunctata (little fire ant)
Lineage: Eukaryota; Metazoa; Arthropoda; Insecta; Hymenoptera; Formicidae
Exons: 14
Coding region: 1131-5612 (1493 amino acids)
Biological process (GO): presynaptic membrane assembly; postsynaptic membrane assembly; neuron cell-cell adhesion
Cellular component (GO): cell surface; synapse; postsynaptic membrane
Molecular function (GO): neurexin family protein binding; signaling receptor activity
Source: RefSeq, a predicted model, not a curated record
CUCGCAAGAUUCGUCGUGACAAAACGAGUUUACAACAUGUGCUUUCGAAAAAGAAAGAACAUGAGUGUGUUUGAUUAUCCAACAAUCGUCGACGUCGGACCUUAAUUUUUGUGAUAUUUUUAACAGUCUAAUUUUCGAUAAUAUGACUGGAACAAUGUUGUUGGAAUAUGAAGUGUAAUUACUGCAACUAAAUUUAUUAUAUUGUUAUCAAAAGAGAUACACGUGAAUAUGUGAAAGGAAGUGAAAUUUAUUGCCGCUGUGCUAGAAAUCUUUUGUUAGCCAUGCGAAAAGAGUUUUUAGAACGCGUUUUUAGAAUCUAUCUUAAAUCUACCAUAUCUUAAACCUACAUUCUAAAUCUGAUUUCAAAAAAUUAAUCACGACAAGAAAAAAUUUGAUUCAAACGCAGCGAACAGAAUUAUACGUUAAUCAUGUCAAAUAUGUAGCACACGUUUAUUUGAUGGACAAGUCCCGUCCGAUUGGAAAUGAUUCGAAAAUACAGACGCAGAUAUCAUGUUGAAGUUUGCAAUAAAUUUCAAUUCGAAUAAAAAUAAAGUGACAACUCGAAAAUUAAUCAAUAGUUACAAAAAUGUGAACUCCAUAUGUGUAAAAAAAGUAACUCCUCGAUCCGCGCGUGAGGCAGCGGAAGCUACGAAGUGAAAAGUUCCAACGACAGCCGCGAAAGAGCAGUCGUUCCCUUCGCAUCCGGUUCUGACGGCAGCCGGAAAAAUUAUUUUUACUUCAAUCGCGAGUGUGUGUGUGCUUCGUCGCAGUUGUCGCCGCGUGUUGUGCUUCGAACUUACUAUUGUGAGCUUCUUAAAGAUUACAUUCUGCAAUAUUUUUCUACGACUUCUCAGUGGUGAUUUUGUCUGUAUACGUCACAAGACUUUGAGGCACAGCGCGGUAUUUUUCUCACAAAAAAAAAACGAUUACCUAAGUUCCCAUAAAUUACAAUAAAUUUGACUUGUGAUUAAUUUGGACGGAGUGCUUUAUUCUCGUGAAUAUUAAAUUGUUAUCGCAAAAUGGAAUUUUAAGAUUUAAUUAAACUGCUUUAAUAAUAGCAUUAAUAAAUUUGGUGAUAAUUUUUGGAGCAUUAAACUUGAUGCGUUGUGGAAUCAACAAACGCGAGGCAGAUGUCCAAAAUGUUGCGAAUAGAGUUGGUGGGGCUUCUGCUGUUGGCCUGCACGCAAAUUCUCACGGAGCAUCGUAACUUCUUUUAUGAAUCAGGAGAUCAAUACCACUACUAUCAACGAUUUUAUGGCCUCCAGGAAGAUGUAAGAGAAGUUAACCUGACGAAAUAUGGCCUAUUACGUGGCAUGGUGAUCCGACCCUAUUUAAAAACCAAUCAUAUGUUGCAGCGAGUUGACGUCUUUCUUGGAGUUCCUUACGCGGAGCCUCCCGUGGGAUCUUGGAGAUUUUCUCCGCCUCGCUCACCGCAACCGUGGGGGAAGCGGGAGUCGCAGGAAUUCGCUCCAGUUUGCCCGCAAGUCUUGCCAAAUCUUGGAGAGGAAGUAAAUCCGGACAGGUACGAGUAUCUGGAGAGGCUCUUGCCUUAUCUGAGGAACCAGAGCGAGGACUGUCUGUACCUCAACAUCUACGCUCCUCAUCAGACCGAAGGUCAGAAAAAUCCGAGGUAUCCGGUUAUGGUGUUUAUCCAAGGUGAAAGUUUCGACUGGAAUAGUGGUAAUCCUUAUGAUGGCACUAUAUUGGCGGCUUACGGCAACGUUAUUUUUGUUACAAUUAAUUUUCGACUUGGUAUCCUAGGUUUCCUGAGACCUGGACUUAGAGACGAUACAGAAAGCAAUUUCGGACUGUUAGAUCAAGCAGCGGCAUUAUAUUGGAUAAAGGAAAACAUCGCGGAAUUUGGCGGCGACCCUAAUAGAGUUACUUUGAUCGGCCACGGAACCGGGGCUAUCUUUGCUAAUCUACUUCUAAUCAGUCCAUAUGCCACCGAUAAAAAGAUGUUUAAACGGGCUAUUCUCAUGUCUGGAUCAGCAAUGAGCGCGGACGCCUUCGGCAAGGCGCCAUUGCAAAUUACCCAGAAGGUGGCGCACGCUCUCCUCUGUUCCGACACCGACGACACCAAACUGGCGCUCUGCUUGCGCAACCAGGACGUAGACAGGCUGCUACACGUGGACGAGCAAUUCGAGGACAAGCCGAAAUACGUGCCGGCCUACGCACCGUUGAUCGGAUCGCCUAACAGCAAUGUCCUCAACAAUAAGCCGCUCAAUUUAAUGAAGAAUAUCGAGCUUUUUGGCAGGUUCGAUCUGAUGUACGGUGUAACGGAAUCCGAGAAAUUUCACAUCCUGCCAUCUGUUGCUUUGUUACACGGCAUUUCUGAUGGACAACGAGAUGAAAUCCUGCAAGACUAUGCCAAAGCGACGCUCGAGCUGGAACCGGAGCGCCGAAUCUUAUCAAAAGUGUUGGAACAAUAUGGCGCUUUUUCGAAUAGAUUCACGAGCGAGUACGCCAUGAAGAAUCGGGACAUGGUGCUGGAGGCUCUCUCCGAUAGCGGCACCGUGGCGCCGUUAAUAAUGACUGCCAAUUUGCAUUCAAGGGCGAACCCGAAGAGCUACAUGUACGUCUUCUCGCAUCCGAAAGCUAUGCAAGACUACUCUGGCCAACAACGUCAACACUCAGUAUACGGAGAGGAGUUGCCCUAUGUACUGGGUGUCCCAUUAGACGGCAGAGAGUACAACUUAUGGGGGGGUCGAUACGACAUCAGGGAGAUGCUGUUUUCAGAGGCCAUUAUGAAUUGGUGGUGCAGCUUCGCCUAUAGCGGGAAUCCCAACAUCGUGAAGCGAUAUCCCAGCCGGCCUAACAUGUCCAAGGAAUGGAAUCAAUACGAAAUCGAGUGGCCAGAAUAUGAUCCUGUCAAUCAAACGUAUUUCAAUCUGACCAUGCCGCCUAACGUAGGUGCACACUAUCGUUCGGCGGAGAUGCAGUUCUGGAAUGAAGACCUGCCCAAUCUGCUCAGGCACCCGAAUAAAGACAUCUCGAGCCCGAUACGACCGAGAAGACCGCAGAUGCCUGACUUUGCCAUCAGGAUUGGCAAAUAUGCCAACAAUACCGCCAACCAGAAGUAUGAAAGGUACGAUACUAGGUAUACGUCUCCGUCUAGCAUCACGGAUACUAGCACGGAGAAGCCAUUUUCCACUGUGGUUACAACGGGUGGAAGUGCCGGAGAGGGUUCCACGAUAGAGCCGAGCACGUUAAGGACCUCGUCGGCAAUGAUGAUAGUGAUUGUCUUCUUCGUGGUGUUUAUACUGAUAAAUUUCACAGCCUUCCUAUACAUCUAUUAUAAGAAGCAGAACAUGAAGGUAAAAGAGAAAUCGUUGAAGAGGCGAGGCAGCGAGAAGAAAAACGACUCAGUCAAGAGGUCGAAGACUGAUAAACAUGAGAACCAUUACGGCCAGCUGGGCUACAAAAGCGACAGCAAGCCAGAUUUGAACGAUGUGAUAAAGAACGACAAGGCGUACGACAACAACUCCAACUUUGGGCGCAGAUCGAAGCUAUCGACGCAGAAUUCCAGCUCCACCAUUGAUACUCAUAUCAAGGUUAGAGAAUGGAUCCAGCAGGAGAUUGUGCAUAGAUGUUCACCGAGGUUUUUACGUAAAACGCGGGAAACAUUGCAAAAGGAGCAUCAGGAGAAAUUGAGCAAGCAGCAAGAAGAAGAGAAGCAACGCAUAGAGGAAGAAACGUUAAAGGAGAGGAAGGAGGAGCCGAUAUACGAUGAGAGUCCGGCGUUGGUUGUGCGCCCUGGAAAAAAGUCACGGAAAUUGCCAAAAAUUUCGGUGGCUAUUGACGCCACGCCAGCGGCCAGAACAGAGUCGAUUCUGAAUCAAGUGCCGAUCGAGUUAUCAAAGAGUAUCGAAGCGGCAAAUGAAUACGAACUGAGCCCGCAGCAAUUGAUGACUCCUGAAGUAGUUGUUAUAGAGCACCAUCAUUCUAGGAGCGAUCCUCUGCCAAUGGAGAACGUUUUGAAAACAAUGAAGCCGAAUUUCUCCACUCCCAGGAUCUACGAGUCGGAUUCGGGAAGCGGGAGCAGUCUGUACGCCAAGAUUAACCCUAAACUGAAGUCUCGUUUGCCUCGUCCUGGUCUGGCAGCAAGCACGGAAGCGCCUUUAGUUGAACAAUCGAAUUACGAAAAUCUUCACAACGAAGAGAUCUACGUGAAGACCGGACCAAUUUUAACGACCUUUGGCACGAGCGACGUAAAUGUCACGUGUCGCGAACCAACCAUGGAAAGAAAAUGCAUCAGCCCUGAAGAGGCGUUAAAGACAAUAAAACGUCGAAAUUAUCCCAAAGUGCUGCCGGAUAUCGAGAAGAGACGAUCACUUCCGGCGCCGAGUAGCCUUUUCAUACCGAAACAGUACGCGAAUUCAUUAAAAGAUUACAAGAGCAAUCGUGCAAAUUUCUUUUGGAAUCAACCACCGUUGCCUCCUCCGAGAAUAUUCGGAGCCUCCAAAAGUCUAGAGAAGAGCGGUUUCUUUGCUGAGGAAAACGAAAGCCAGAUCGAGGGCGAGCCGAUCACGACAAACCUGCACGUGGGUCCGUUACUAAAAAAACCGGACUCGGCAAGAAAUAACUCCGAUCCUAACAUUAUCGAUUCCUUGGAAGGAAAUAGAGGUGUCCAGGCUGGCGGAAGUGUGGAUACUAUUUAUGCUAAUCCAAAGUGUCCGCUUCAUGGGAGUCAAUAUCCCUUCUCGCCGACCUCGCAGAGUGUCGAUGACGAUAUCGGCAGGUCUUCCGGGCUUUUGGACGUGGGCAACCCAAAUUGGUACAAGCCGGCAGCGAGCGAAUCGUCAGCCAUAAUGACGUCGACCGCAUCGGAACCGCAAAUCGUGAUCGGCAAGGACGAGAGAGGCAUCAUUGACGCCACGGUGGAACCAAAGAUCGUGAUCACGCCAAGAGUGGUUAAUCAAUGCCAAGUAAAUCAGCAGCCAAGUCCAACAGCGCGUUCCGAGGAUAAGAUCGAGCACGAACUUAAAACGAUUGACCCGGCGAGAAAUGGAGGAUCGUCGGAAAGUUCCUAUACUUCCGGCAGUUCGAUAAUUUCGAGAGAGACGGAAAGAAGGGAGCCGCGGAUAAUCAUCACGGCACGAGAACCGAAGAAUUGUGCCCCGGUGAGCGGUCUAAAACAACCGAAGAUCAUCAUAAAGCCGACGGCGACUCUGCCGAGGAGCAGGGAUCAGAGGAAUAUACCGAAGGUGUCAGCCAUACCGUCGCCGGAACAGCAGAAUUGUCAGAACAGCGAGCGAGAUAGGGCGCUGGAGCAAAGGGAAAAGCCGUCCCUGAGGGAGAAGCCGAGGGUUACGAGGAUCCCGUCGUUUUCACGCAGGAGGGAGGAGCCUGGUAUUGAAAAGCCGUCGUACGUAGAGAAGACAGAAAUCGCGCCGAGAGUGGAGGCGCCGGCCAGUAAAAUCACAAACGCGCCAUCGACAUUCGAUGCCAAGUCAGGCAUACCGACGCCGACGUCGCCGACGCCGACGACAAUGAUGAUGCCGAAGAGCGAGAAGACCCCCAGCAGCACGGACUCGUCGUCCGCCAGCAACGGGAAUUCCACUAACUCGAAUACCGGUACGAUCAAACGGAAGCCGGCGAACAAGAAAUAAUUGGCGGGAGCCAAUUCGAGAGAGCCGCGUGUUAUAUCCCGUCCUCUAUUUCGCAAACGCGUAGAUGGAAUGCAGAUGGGUCCCUACCAUUCCGGCCAAGUGUCGAUGCAGUGUCCUGAUGGCGCCCAAUCUCUUCCACGAUACAUUCACAAGUGUGUGCGUAUUCGUAAUAGUAACAAAAUUAACGAAAUCCUAUUUUCUUUUCACAUUUCAUUUAAAUUUAUUUUAAAUCGUUUUUCUUUUUAAAUUUCUUAUUUAUAUGAUUUUGAAUCCGCCAAAGUAAUAAUUCAUAAGAUUAUUCUCUUUAGAAUUAGUAUUAUUUAUUACUAUUCUAGAUAUAGACGUUGUAACGAGACGUGUGUUAAACUACUAUUUUAGCGACGCUAGCGCAUUUUAUCCAAGGUAACCUUCUUUAUUAUCAAUUGAAUUAUGCUAUUUUUCUAUGACUAUAAUAAGAAUUACGCGACAGACACACACAUGAUCCAAUUGUAUAUCAUGUAAAUAAUAAUGCUGUGAAAGUUUAAGACUUUAAACAGCGUGACAAUAUUUUUAAGAUUUAAACCAGCUGAAGUGAUGCAUGCAUGUCCAUAUAAAAUGUUAAGAUCGCUUUCGUUGCGUUGCCAAUCGCAUUCGAACGAUCUUAAAAUCAGUUAAAUAUGAUCGAUUAGACGUCGUGAGUAGAUGUUAAUAACUUUUCAAGGCACAUUCGCUCUUUUGUACACCUAUAACUUUAUACGAUGAAAAUAAAUGUUUUUUCGUACUUUUU